CUUGCUUUCUGGUUGGUCGCUUAUCAAUGUUUUCAAAAUUUGUAUAAAACUGACUGAAAGUUUUUCAGUUGAAAAAACGAAUAUUGUCUCCAUUUACAACAUUCAAAGUUAAAAUGUUGACAAGCACAGAUGUCACACGGAUGACAGUAGUGACAGCUCUUGUGGCGGUCGUGACACAUGGGGCUUGUCUUCAGUCGUCCUUGAAGUCAGACAAGCCAAAAUUGGAUGGUAAAAUUGUUGGAGGAUAUCAAAUCAACAUAACAGAUGCUCCACACCAAGUGUCACUGCAGACUUUUUCACACAUCUGUGGUGGAUCGAUAAUUUCACCAAAGUGGAUUCUCACGGCAGCUCAUUGUACAGCUGGGAAAACAGCUGAACGAUUCAAAAUACGUCUGGGCUCCUCAGAAACCGAUAAAGGUGGUAAAGUUUUGAGAGUCACGAAACUUGUCCAACAUGAGAAGUUCAACUACUCCUCGGUGGACUACGACUUUUCACUUCUCGAACUGUCCGAAGAAAUCGUGUUCAGUGACACAAUGAAGGCCGCGAGUCUUCCCGAAAGCGAGGAAGAAGUCUUCAUGGAUGGUGAUUUGUGUCGUGUCAGUGGAUGGGGCAAUACGCAGAAUCAAAACGAAUCCCGGACAUCAUUGCGAGAAGCCGAAGUACCAAUUUUCAAUCAUGAAUUGUGCUCAGAUAAGUAUAAAAAAUUCGGUGGUGUCACCGACCGUAUGAUUUGUGCUGGCUUCCUUGAGGGUGGAAAGGAUGCGUGUCAAGGUGAUUCGGGAGGACCUUUGAUUAAUCAGAAGGGAACCCUAGUUGGUGUUGUCUCCUGGGGUUAUGGUUGUGCUCGUCCUGAUUAUCCAGGAGUUUAUUCCAGAGUAUCGGCUGUAAGAGAAUGGAUUCGCGAACACAGCGGGAUAUGAACUGAACGUGCUCCUCUUUUGAAACGCAAUAUACUUAUUAUAAUUC
Molecule: messenger RNA, 966 nt
Organism: Eupeodes corollae
Lineage: Eukaryota; Metazoa; Arthropoda; Insecta; Diptera; Syrphidae
Product: trypsin-1
Exons: 2
Coding region: 114-920 (268 amino acids)
Biological process (GO): proteolysis
Molecular function (GO): serine-type endopeptidase activity
Source: RefSeq, a predicted model, not a curated record